Chilo suppressalis (striped riceborer) is the source of this 1854-nucleotide messenger RNA. Lineage: Eukaryota; Metazoa; Arthropoda; Insecta; Lepidoptera; Crambidae. The record is from the annotation of a GenBank genome assembly.
AUGGAGGCGGCAGGAGCACUGGCGAGCUUAGCACCGUCACCAAUCACAGUGCUCGGUCUGAUACCACUCCUAGCACUAGGAAUUACGUAUUUCAGAUAUCAGCAAUACGAUCCGGAGUCUUACAUAUCGGAUGUCAACACUAUAUUGCCAAUUUAUGACUUUGUAGUAGUCGGUGGCGGGUCGGCCGGCGCGGUCGUCGCCUCCCGGCUCUCAGAGGUCGGUAACUGGUCAGUACUGCUGUUAGAAGCCGGCUACGACGAGAAUGAGAUAUCGGAUAUCCCCGCGCUGGCCGGCUACACGCAACUCUCCGAAAUGGAUUGGCAUUAUCAAACCACACCUUCCCACAACCGCUCAUACUGCCUCGCCAUGAACACCGACCGUUGCAACUGGCCCAGAGGCAAGGUACUCGGCGGCUGCAGUGUUCUCAACGCCAUGGUCUACGUAAGAGGCAACCGCAACGACUACGACCUAUGGGAGGCCUUGGGCAAUCCCGGCUGGGCGUACGAUCAAGUCCUGCCCUACUUCUUGAAAUCCGAAGACAACAGAAAUCCAUACUUAGUAAACACGCCAUACCACUCCGCCGGUGGAUACCUAACUGUACAAGAGGCACCUUGGCGAACACCGCUAUCGGUAGCGUUCCUCAAAGCCGGAAUGGAACUGGGUUAUGAAAAUCGUGACAUAAAUGGAGCGAAACAGACCGGUUUUAUGCUGACCCAGGCGACGAUCCGGCGCGGGAGCCGUUGCAGCACGGCCAAGGCCUUCCUACGCCCCGUCCGUCAAAGAAGCAAUCUUCACAUUGCUUUGGGCGCUCAUGUAACAAGGAUAUUAAUUAAUCAAGUCAAAAAACAAGCGUACGGUGUGGAGUUUAUACACAAAGGUCAACGACAGAAGGUGCGGAUAAAGAGGGAAGUCAUAAUGUCAGCGGGAUCUUUAUCCACUCCGAAACUGAUGAUGUUGAGUGGCAUUGGCCCAGCGGACCAUUUAAGAGAGCAUGGCAUUCCCGUAGUAGCCGACCUAAAAGGAAUGGGUCGUAACUUGCAGGACCACGUCGGAUUGGGCGGCCUCACUUUUCUGGUAAACAAGCCUAUCACAUUCAAAAAGGACCGGUUCCAAACAUUCUCGGUUGCAAUGAACUACAUUCUAUACGAGAAAGGCCCGAUGACUACACAGGGGAUCGAGGGUCUCGCCUUUGUUAACACGAAGUAUGCCCCUCCAUCCGGCAACUGGCCCGACAUACAGUUUCAUUUCGCUCCCAGUUCUAUCAACUCUGACGGAGGAGAACAUAUACGAAAGAUACUUAAUUUACGUGACCGUUUCUACAAUACGGUGUACAAGCCAAUAGAAAAUGCAGAGACGUGGUCCAUCCUACCACUUCUGUUACGCCCGAAAAGUUCGGGUUGGGUGAAGCUGAAAAGCAGGAAUCCAUUCCACCCACCUCUCAUAGAACCUAACUACUUCGCAUACAAAGAAGACAUAAAAGUGCUCACUGAGGGUAUAAAAAUCGCGAUGGCCAUCUCCAACACUACGGCAUUCCAGAGAUACGGAUCGAAGCCGCACAACAUACCUUUGCCUGGUUGCCAGCAUCUCCCACUUUUCAGCGACGAAUACUGGGAAUGCUGCAUGAAACAAUUCACUUUCACGAUUUACCAUCCCACCGGUACGUGUAAGAUGGGGCCGAAGCAUGACCCAGAAGCUGUCGUAGACCCAAGACUUCGCGUCCACGGUGUGGCUAAUUUAAGAGUGGUAGAUGCGAGUAUUAUGCCAACAAUCAUUAGCGGAAAUCCCAAUGCUCCUGUUAUUAUGAUAGCAGAGAAGGCAUCCGAUAUGAUUAAGGAGGAUUGGCUAGUAUUAUGA